AUGGCCGAUCAAGACGUGGAUUUGGACUCGAUCAUUGAUAGAUUGUUGGAGGUGAGGGGCAGCCGGCCUGGCAAGCAGGUUCAGCUUCUGGAGUCGGAGAUCCGUUAUCUUUGCACCAAGGCUCGGGAAAUCUUCAUCUCCCAGCCCAUACUGCUGGAAUUGGAGGCACCCAUCAAGAUCUGCGGUGAUAUCCACGGCCAGUACUACGAUCUUCUGCGUCUUUUCGAAUACGGUGGCUUCCCGCCCGAGGCCAACUACCUGUUCCUGGGUGACUAUGUUGACCGUGGAAAGCAGUCGCUUGAGACCAUCUGCCUCCUUUUGGCUUACAAGAUCAAAUACCCCGAGAACUUCUUCGUUCUCCGUGGUAACCACGAGUGUGCGUCCAUCAACCGUAUCUAUGGUUUCUACGAUGAGUGCAAGCGGCGGUACAACAUUAAGCUGUGGAAGACUUUCACGGAUUGCUUCAACUGCCUCCCCAUUGCGGCUAUCAUCGAUGAGAAGAUCUUCACCAUGCACGGAGGUCUGAGUCCCGACUUGAACUCGAUGGAACAGAUCCGUCGUGUUAUGCGCCCCACUGAUAUUCCCGACUGCGGUCUUCUUUGCGACUUGCUCUGGUCCGAUCCCGAUAAGGACAUCACUGGCUGGAGCGAGAACGAUCGGGGUGUAUCCUUCACAUUCGGUCCGGACGUCGUGUCGCGGUUCCUUCAGAAGCAUGAUAUGGACCUGAUAUGUCGCGCACACCAAGUCGUCGAGGAUGGCUAUGAGUUUUUCUCCAAGAGACAGCUGGUUACGCUAUUUAGUGCUCCCAACUACUGUGGCGAGUUCGACAACGCUGGUGCGAUGAUGAGCGUCGACGAGAGCCUACUUUGUUCCUUCCAGAUCUUGAAGCCAGCAGAAAAGAAACAAAAGUACGUUUACGGGGGCAUGAGCUCAGGCAGGCCCAUCACUCCUCCGCGAAAGCAAAAGAAGAAGUAA
Aspergillus eucalypticola CBS 122712 is the source of this 975-nucleotide messenger RNA. RefSeq names its product type 1 serine/threonine-protein phosphatase catalytic subunit GLC7 (gene glcA). Gene Ontology annotation, cellular component: nucleus; cytoplasm. NCBI's taxonomy places the organism in Eukaryota, Fungi, Ascomycota, Eurotiomycetes, Eurotiales, Aspergillaceae. Gene Ontology annotation, molecular function: protein serine/threonine phosphatase activity. Bases 1 to 975 code for a protein of 324 amino acids. The record is from RefSeq and is a predicted model, not a curated record. The transcript has 4 exons.